Molecule: messenger RNA, 1274 nt
Organism: Paramuricea clavata
Lineage: Eukaryota; Metazoa; Cnidaria; Anthozoa; Malacalcyonacea; Plexauridae
Source: the annotation of a GenBank genome assembly
AUGGCAUCGUGUUACUAUGCAACACUAGUUGGCGGUCAGUGUGGACCUAGUUCGUACAAUCCUUCUAUUGUAGAAUGCGUAACAAUCAAGGAUUGUAAUAAGGACAUUUUAAACCAUUGCUCACAAUAUAAAAUUAGUAACGAUUGUGGCCUGUCUGGAAGUGAAUCAAUGUUACUUCUUCCUCGUGCAGGUAACGUCACCGAAUUUAAUGUUUAUUUUUCAUUCUUUGACUUUAUUGACUUACUAUUUGCAAAUUUUAAAGAUUGUAACUAAAACGUAUCGGUAUUCUUUAGGAAUUUUUGAAAUCGACGAGUCAUACAUGAAGAUGAAAGUGUGUCCUUUACAUCGAGAUUUGUAUGGCAUUCGCUGGAGGUGCAACAAGACCAGAUGCUCAAUUCGAAAUGACCUUGCAGUACAUAAAUCUUUAUCCGUCAAAGGUCAAUGUGGACUGACAACUUUAUUAUCAUCUUUUAUUUUUAACAAGACCAAGAUACUUAUUCCUGUGGGAACAGGUACGAGGUUAAUUUAUUCAAUACAUCUAUUUCCUGCGUAUAAGGUCGGCAGGAAAUGUGAGAGAAGUAUGAGGAUAUUUUACUAUGCAUGCACAAGUAGUGCAGGUUUUGUUUUUAACUGAAUUUCUACGUUUUUUUUGUAGAAUAAAGAAUUUACUUAUACUAAACUUUUAGCAGCAAUGCCUUUAUUUUACAGGAUAUACAGUAUACUGUAUACGUUAACUUUUUGCUUGUUUUAGGGAUAUGCAGAAGCUGUAAAGAACAUUUAGCUCAUCUGGCAACAGAAUGGAGAACUAGUAAUUUAGUGUCAACUGACGACGAAUCAAGUAACUGCUUAGAAUUAUCAACAUCUCUGCCGCAGAUUAACGCAGAACAACCGGUAAUAAGAAACAAUUUUAACUUUAUCACGAGCCAUGAUCCAUGCACUACAUUUUAACAGCUUCUAUUCUUUAUUAGGAAGACAGUAAUACUGGUACGUCAGAUGAACUUGUUGAAGAAAUGGAUAAACUUGUACUUAACGAGACCAGGUGGAGCAUCUUCUCUCCAGACACUGCAAGUACUACAUCAUCAUCAUCUUGUGACGUCACCGAUGUUUCUUCUUCAUUGGUUGCUAGAAGAAAAAAGCUAAACGAAUAUUUGGAAGCCUGUAAUAUUCAUCCUUUGAAAAGACCAAUGUCAAAUUGGGACCAGACAUCAGAGCGCACACAAGAACGAUACAUCCAAAAAACAUGUGAAAUUGUCUUGUCAGUGUUAAUUAAAUGA